This is a messenger RNA of Vigna radiata var. radiata (mung bean), 1175 nucleotides long. RefSeq names its product MADS-box transcription factor 23. The transcript is spliced from 8 exons. Gene Ontology annotation, cellular component: nucleus. The coding region runs from base 208 to 939 and encodes 243 amino acids. The record is from RefSeq and is a predicted model, not a curated record. Gene Ontology annotation, molecular function: DNA-binding transcription factor activity, RNA polymerase II-specific; protein dimerization activity; RNA polymerase II cis-regulatory region sequence-specific DNA binding. Gene Ontology annotation, biological process: positive regulation of transcription by RNA polymerase II. NCBI's taxonomy places the organism in Eukaryota, Viridiplantae, Streptophyta, Magnoliopsida, Fabales, Fabaceae.
ACAACACGGAGCCAUGCAAAGUUGCCGUUUCCAGCGAGGCCAACCUCUCUGCUCAGUCGUUUGAGGUAAAACGCUUUUCAGUGUCUUCACGAAGCCACCUUUUCUUCUUCCCUUCUCCUCUCUUCAACCAACCCAACAGGGUCUUUUCCUUUUCAACCUCAAACUCUGUCUCUAUAAUCUCUGUCGAGUUUGAGUUGGGCAUGUCCAAUGGGUCGAGGGAAGAUCGAGAUCAAAAGAAUCGACAAUGCCAGCAGCAGGCAAGUCACCUUCUCCAAGCGCAGAACAGGCUUGUUCAAGAAGGCUCAAGAACUCUCCAUUCUCUGUGACUCCGAGGUUGCCGUCAUAGUGUUUUCGAACACUGGCAAGCUCUUUGAGUUUUCCAGUUCAGGAAUGAUGCGAACACUUUCAAGAUACAACAAGUGUCUUGGUUCUACAGAUGCUACUGCUGUAGCAGAAAUUAAAACACAGAAGGAAGAUUCUAAGAUGGUGGACAUUCUAAGAGAAGAAAUUUCAAAGUUAGAAUCAAAGCAAUUACAGAUAUUGGGUAAGGAUCUGACAGGAUUGGGAAUAAAAGAAUUGCAAAAUAUAGAGCAGCAACUCAGUGAGGGGUUAUUGUCUGUAAAGGCAAGAAAGGAGGAAUUACUUAUGGAGCAGCUGGAGCAAUCUAGAGUUCAGGAACAGCGGGUCAUGUUGGAAAAUGAAACUUUGCGCAGACAGGUUGAGGAGCUUCGUUGUCUGUUUCCACAAUCAGAAACAAUGGUUCCAUUUCAGUAUCAACGUCCUGAAAGAAAGAACACUUUUGUAAAUACCGGUGCCAGAUGUCUCAACUUGGCCAAUAACUGUGGAAAUGAGAAAGGAAGUUCAGACACAGUAUUUCAUUUCGGGUUGCCUGCUGGUGUUCAAGAGGAAGGGCCCCAAGAAAGAAAUCUUUUCAAAUGACUUUGCAGAGUUCUGAUUUUCUUAUUUCAACAGGGAAAAUAGAAUUUCAGACAUUUAUUGCAGUUGUAGUUAUGUACAAUAUAGAUUAGGGAGAAAGGUUAUGACUAAAAGUGACCCUCAAGUUAUAAAUUGGAAUUUGGCUCUUUUUGAAUAUGCAGAUUGACCAUUUUUACCAUAUUGUGGCCUAAUUAACUGUGAUUGUGAAAGGUCUAAUGAAGACACUGUUUUGUUUUUUA